Messenger RNA from Setaria italica (foxtail millet), 2304 nucleotides. RefSeq names its product probable glucuronosyltransferase Os05g0559600. Lineage: Eukaryota; Viridiplantae; Streptophyta; Magnoliopsida; Poales; Poaceae. Gene Ontology annotation, molecular function: xylosyltransferase activity; galactosylgalactosylxylosylprotein 3-beta-glucuronosyltransferase activity. Gene Ontology annotation, cellular component: Golgi membrane. Bases 517 to 1872 code for a protein of 451 amino acids. Gene Ontology annotation, biological process: glucuronoxylan biosynthetic process; plant-type secondary cell wall biogenesis. The transcript is spliced from 4 exons. The record is from RefSeq and is a predicted model, not a curated record.
CCACCCUUUUCUAUCUACCCAUCGCCUCACGCCCUCACCAACUCCCCCUGUCUGUCUCGGUUAGCGUGGAGAGAGAAAGGUGGGGGAGGGAGGAGAGGGAGAGGUCAAGCCGGAGCCGAGAACAGCUCAACAGCAGAGGGCCGAGGAAAAGGAGAGGCGUGGGAAGGCGCCCAGCACCCUCGAGGGAGAGCCAGCCAGCCAGCCACCCCCACCGCACCGCGGCUGCCGUACGCGGAGCAAAAGCCCUGCAUCUGGAUCAGGCCUCCUCCUCGCGCCGCUUCCUGCGCUCGCCAUCGCCACCCCGGGCCGCCGCCGAGUGGAGAUCCGCCCCCGGGCCUGGGCGCAGGCUGGUGUCUUCCUUCCCUGGUACAAUUGAUUUGAUUACCUUCGAAAAUCCGCACCCCUGUUUUCACGUGAUUAGAAAGGACAGAAAGUGCAGCAAUUGUGGACUAAAGGGCUUGUGCUUUUGAGAGUACUUCAGGAGGAAUACAUGCGUAACGAAACCUUGAUUCGGGAAUGGUGUCCACUCGAAGGAACAGCGGGAUUAUCCUACGGGAAGGGCCGGUUAGGGACUGGUCCGAGUUUAAUGACCCCUCACCGUCCCCAAAACUGCUGUAUUCACAGUCCUAUGUUGCAAUGAGGGGGUUGCUGGCCUCGGUGGUGUCCUUGGACUUUUUCCUGUUGUCAAGCAAGCUAAAAUCUGCAUGGGCAGGUAUGACGUCCCAUAGGCAUAUUCGAUCUCAGGAGAGAUCGAAAACAAGGGGAUUGAGCUGCAAGAGAGCCGCAAUUCAUCUGUUGCUGUGUUUCAUGGUUGGCAUUUUCAUUGGCUUCAUGCCAUUCUUCUCGGUUGAUGUUUAUAAGAAAAUUGUCUCUGAAAAUGAAAGGCUUCCGUUCCACGAGAAUGUGAUUGAGGCGGAGAUGAUGGAUACUAAAGUUAAGGAGUUGGAGACAGUUGUAGUCGAGAAAGAGGUCGAACUGAUUGAUGAGCCAGAAGUUGGAGAGAGCCCUCCAGUUCCUGCAAUGUUGGAUGACGAGGCAGAUUUUGCUGAAUCAACACGUGCAUUACCUGCUAUUAAAGAAUCAGACAUCGCUGUGAAGAAGCUGUUGAUAAUCGUGACAAUUACUUCUGUUCGGCCACAACAGCCAUAUUACUUGAAUCGGUUAGCCCAUGUCUUGAAAGAUGUACAUGCACCUCUUUUGUGGUUAGUGGUGGAAUGGCCUGAACAGUCCUAUGAAACAGCAGAGAUUCUGAGGUCUUCUGGGGUUAUGUACAGGCAUCUUAUAUGUAGAAAGAAUACUACAAGUGUACGAAAGAUCGCUGUCUGUCAAAGGAAUAAUGCAAUCUAUCAUGUCAAAAAGCAUCACCUGGAUGGUAUAAUGCAUUUUGCAGAUGAAGAGCGGUCAUACUCAGCUGAUGUAUUUGAAGAAAUGCAGAAAAUCAGGCGCUUUGGCUCGUGGCCUGUAGCAAUCCAUGUUGGAACUAAGUAUAGGGCAGUUUUGGAAGGCCCUAUUUGUAAAGGUAGCCGAGUCACUGGAUGGCACACAAUCCAGACAGCUCUAAAGAAGAGUAUGAUUCGUCGAUUCCCAAUUGGUUUCUCUGCAUUUGCUUUCAACAGUACAAUGUUGUGGGACCCUCAGAGAUGGAACCGCCCAGCUAUGGAUUCUGUUAUAGUCCACUCAGGUGGAAGAGGUGGUUUGCAGGAGUCGAGAUUUAUAGAGAAGCUUGUUAAAAAUGAACGCCAAAUAGAGGGUCUUCCAGACAAUUGCAACAGGGUUAUGGUCUGGAAUUUCAACCUGGAACCUCCUCAACUAAACUACCCCACAGGCUGGGCACUAUAUAAGUACCUAGAAGCCAACAUGCCUGUAAUAUAGUUUCUUGCUGCUGCACUAUGUCUGCUCCGAGAGGUGAUUUUUCUCAGUCAGCCAGAAGCUCAAAGGACGUUUCCAGUGGCACGAUGGUUCGAAAUUUCAACUUCCAGACUCCCAGUUGGGUUGCUGGAUGAUGCCAUCCUGAAGAGGUUGCACCAAAGAUUACAUGGAUAUUACGUGCAGAGAUCUGCCUUCAGCAUUGUCAGAUCUGUUGCAGGGCCAAUCAAGACAGGAUCUUUUUCUUCUCUUUCUUUUGUGUAUUCCUUUUAUGCUCUUUAUUUUUUUCUCUCUCCUUAUAUUCACCAGCUAGAUACUGCAUGUAGAGUGUUUUUUUAGGUUCUUCUGUUUUUGCAUAUGUGUUACCUUACAGAUGUAAAAGCUCGCAUACAUUGAAACUGUUUAAGAGCAAAGGCAAAUACCGUCUUGAUACGUGAA